This is a messenger RNA of Rhineura floridana, 2923 nucleotides long. RefSeq names its product pseudouridine synthase 7 like (gene PUS7L). Gene Ontology annotation, molecular function: RNA binding; pseudouridine synthase activity. Bases 255 to 2354 code for a protein of 699 amino acids. The record is from RefSeq and is a predicted model, not a curated record. The transcript is spliced from 9 exons. Gene Ontology annotation, biological process: pseudouridine synthesis. Lineage: Eukaryota; Metazoa; Chordata; Lepidosauria; Squamata; Rhineuridae. Gene Ontology annotation, cellular component: nucleus.
UCCUCUUCUGUGCAGCUGAUGGAAGAUUCCUUCCAGUCUCACUACUGUCGUCGCCAGGUGUUCUUCUGAGACUCCUAAUCCUAUUCAUGUUUACCAAGGAGUUUCCAAUGAAGCUGGAAAUCGCACCAGCAGCGGGGAUUCGGUGCUGUAAGCCCACGACUUCCUGCCCCGCUGCCUAAAAAGAACACAGGGACAUAGGAAUCUUCUUUGGAGUGAGUCAGACUAUUGGUCCAUCGAGGCUGUAUAAUAUUGGAAUGGAAGAAGAUUCUGACAGGCCGGUGACGCUCCACUUUUGCACAUACAUGAAUGAUCAUAUUGGCUUCUGCGGCAGCAUAAAAACAUUCCCAAGUGACUUUGUAGUGACAGAAAUUAAUACAUUUGGGCAGUUAGUUAAUGAGACUUCCACAGAUUCUCUUCAUAAAUCUUGUGAGAACCUGUCAGAACAAACUGAGGUCUGUCAGCAGGAUUCCAAAAGGCUGAGACUGAGUCCUUCAGAACUGUGUACAGAUGAAAAAUGCACUACAGUUCAAGAAGAUGGUUUUCACUAUGACUUAGGAUGCAUGCCUUCCUCUGCUGGAGACAGUGAAGACUAUAAAGCUGAUAGUGAACCUGAAUGCCACUUUGACAAAGCUGUUACACUGGAUUCCUUAUUGGCUAAGCCUAUAAGAGAGCGACUCAGCCAGUUUGCUUGCCAGGUAAAAGACAUGUGGGAUUCUAAAUCUGAACAAGUACUGCCUCCGGAUGAAUUCUUUCUUGGUCCAGUUCAUGACAAGAAGGUUCGAGCCAGCUUGCAUAGUGCCAUCAGACAGGAAUACCCUUUCUUGGUCACUGUUACAAAAUGUGGCGAGAUUAUUGUAAAGGCAAACCAGGACUACCAAGAACUCUGCCAUUUGGUGUCUGAAGAGGAAGCAUGUGCUUUUCUACGGUUUUUAGAUGCCAAACUAAAACAGUCAAAGUUUGCUUUUAGACCUGAUGGAGAUAAGGAACACCGUACAAUGGUUCACCAUUUUAUAAGUAAAAAAUUUGGGAAGCUUGUGGAAACCAAGUCUUUUCCUGACUCUCAGCAAAAAGUUGUCAUUAUGGUACGGUUUCGUGAGAAAAGUGGCUCAAAGAAAAGGGCAGCUGCUGACAGUGGGAUGAAACAAGAAAUUUACACAGCUUUUACUCUCCGGAAAGAUAACCUGGAAACGCUUGAAGCAAUUAGUUACUUGUCUUCUGAACUUGGUGUGCUUCCUUCAGACUUCAGUUACACAGGCAUUAAAGACAAGAAGGCCAUUACAUACCAAGCAAUGGUUGUGAAGAAGGUGACUCCUAAAAGAAUGGAAGAACUAGGAAGCACAACUGGGAAAAAAGGAGUUGGCGUAUCUAAUGUACACUCCGUGAGCCAGCCACUUAGGCUUGGUCAACUGCAAGGAAAUCACUUUCAUGUAAUUGUGAGAGAUUUAAAACUCCAGAGCAACGACUGUUCUGCAAGCCUAAAAGAGAGAAUAUGUGAAGCAAUUGAGAAUGUUAAGAAAAAUGGUUUUAUAAAUUACUAUGGACCUCAGCGAUUUGGACAAGGGCAGAAUAUUCGGACGGAUCAAAUUGGAUUGGCUUUGCUGAAUGAAGAGCUGGUUAAAGCAGUAAAAUUGUUUUUCACACCAGAAGAUUCAGAUGGUCCUGUGAAUAAAGCAAAGAAAUACUUUCUUCAGACCGAGGAUGCAAAAGGUACCCUUGCGAUGCUACCUGACUUUAAAGUCAGAGAGAAGAUGUUACUGCGUGCAUUGAACCGGUAUGGUGUAAAUCAAGAGGGAUGUACACGUGGAUGGCUCAGCAUCCCUCACUCCAUGCGUAUUUUCUACGUUCAUGCAUAUUGUAGUAAAAUUUGGAAUGAAGCUGCUUCCUACCGGAUUAAGAUCUACGGUACAAGAGUUGUGACUGGCGAUUUAAUCUUUUCUGGAAAAUGUACUGAUAGUUGUUCGUUGAAUGACAAGGUCCAUGUGGUAACAGCUGAAGAAGAAAUGGCCAAUGAAUAUGCAAUAAAUCAAGUUAUUCUCCCAAUGGCUGGAUACAACAUCCGAUAUCCCACUAAUAAAGUCGGGGAGUGGUAUCACAAAAGACUUGCCAGCGAUGGGCUACAGAUGUGCCAGUUCAGGCUUCCUGCAUUACAGCUGAAUGUGCCUGGCUGCUACAGACAUCUCCUGAAAUAUCCACACAGUCUGUCAUACAGUUUUUUAAAAGGCAAUGAAGAAGGUUUAGGACCUAGAGAUAAUCCCCAAAAGGAUUCAGAAGCAUUCCUUUCUAUGUCAUUUCGGCUUGAUCCUUCAUGUUAUGCAACUGUUUGUUUGGGAGAAAUCAUGAAGUAUGAUCUUUAAAAAAAACAUUUUAUAGAAAUAUGGUGUGUGCAAGAAAUGCUUUGGGAUUUAUUUUAUUAAUAUUUUGUUAAUAUAAUACAAAGUUGCCUUUGGAUUAGGAAAGGUAAUCAGGGUUUUGCAUAAUCCAUGUGGAAACCUGGAAGUCAUGGGAUUAAGAGACUCGGGUUGCACUCCAUUAUGCACUUCUGUUGGAGCAACUCCCACUGAAAUCAAAAGAACUUGCUUCUGAGUAGACAUGUAUAGGCUUGCCUGUAAAAAAAUAUCUGACAUUUACAUCAGAACCAAGCUAAUAAGAACAAAGUUACUAAACAAUCUUGCUAUAUAUAAAAAAAAAAAGAUUUCAAGUAAGCAUUCUUUGAGACUUCAUUGGGGAGAGGGAGAAUUCAUACUUCAGAAAUGAAGCAAGGUGACCAUGACUAAAUGAACACUUUUCCAGAUUUCUGCAAUUUUGCCAACAGGAUCUUCUUCUGUAUGCUAUAAGUUCCACUGAACUCAGCGGGGCUUACUUUUAAUUAGAUAUGUAUACAAUUGCACUGUCAAUCAUCCCCAUUUUAGCUGACUAAAACUGC